Messenger RNA from Hyalella azteca, 1948 nucleotides. RefSeq names its product inactive dipeptidyl peptidase 10. Lineage: Eukaryota; Metazoa; Arthropoda; Malacostraca; Amphipoda; Hyalellidae. The annotation marks the transcript as partial. Gene Ontology annotation, molecular function: dipeptidyl-peptidase activity. Gene Ontology annotation, biological process: proteolysis. The record is from RefSeq and is a predicted model, not a curated record. The transcript has 10 exons.
AGAUGUAGAUUAGGCAGAUAUUUCUACCAACUCCUUUACUUUUUCUAUAUCUUUACGUUUCCUUUCUAGAUUUCUUUUCAUUAUCAUUUUUCUAGUCUACUUUCACCUUUGCAGCUCAUUUAACUCUCGACAAUCCCAUUUUGAAUUAAUUUUCUAUUUGUUGCCUAGUAAUUUAAUUCGACCUUUUUAAUUUUGCCCACAAUCUUAGAGUUUUUCGCCUUCCAUAUCAUAUCAGUGUAGUCCGUUGAACCGUACACAAUACUUACCAUCUCAAUCAUUCUUUGUGAUAUAUGUAACAGAUAUAAAUAAUAUAUUUUUUGAUUCAUUUAUAGCCUCAGCGCAGCUUCAAAAAUCCUGCGUUGAGUCCGAAUUACCAUUUAAGAUGAUUGAAUUUCUGUAAAAACUAUUUACAGCCAUUUGUGCAUCUUUUUUCCACUAUAUAAAUCACUAGUUGAAGAUAUCAAGAACAUUAGUUUAAACUAAACACUCUUUUAAAAAGCCUCAAUCUUCAGCUCAUCGGCAUGUUCUCUGAAUUUUUUAUCCACUGAUUUCCCUCCAUCCAUCUAUAUAUAUUUCAUCUAAAGAUGCAUGUCAACUUCUUGCUAUCCCCUCACUCCGCCUUUAUGAUUCCACCCUGGCACCGUACAACCGCCUAAACAAAAAAUUUUUGGAGUAGACUUCACCCAAGCGAAGCUGGCUGCACCAUGGGGCGGAGAUGGCAGGUGGCUCCAGACACCACGGUGCAGGUGGUUGAUCCUAUUGGCUGCAAAAAGGACGACAACGCCCCGGCACCGCGCAACUGGGCCAGCAUCAUCAUCGCGCUGUCCAUCAUAUUCUCUGUCCUCCUGCUCGUGCUGAUGGCCGCGCUGCUCAUGGGCCCUCAAGCCCCGCCGUUCUUCGGCCGCCGGAUGGUCAUGGCUGACCUCUUCGACCCAAAACUCAAGCCCAAACCUAUGGCGUAUCAGUGGCUUGCUGAUGAUAAACUGGCGUACAUGUCGGAGGGGGCGGGAGUGAGGCUAAUAGACCUCAGCACCGGCAGCAACUCCACACUAGUGACAGACCUGGCCAUCAGGCAAACUUCCGCUGAUGGUUUCUCCGUCUCUCCCGACCUCCGCUACGUACUGCUUCGUCACGACGUCGUGAUGGGACGUCGGAAUUUGAUCUCUGCGCUGUACAGCAUCUACGAUGUCUACACGCGUCACUACUACCCCUUGACGCUGCCAGACGGGCUCGCGUCCACCCCAUCUGUGCCAGUGCGCCUCCAGCACGCGCAGUGGGUGCCACGCGCUCUUGGGCUUACGCAAAACAGCACGGAAGACAUCGGCAGGUCGCUAGUAGUGGUGUACAACGGCUCCUUGUUGUUCCUUGCGAACCCUUCCGCCGCACCCGUCAACCUCACCCCAGAUGCUAGCCUCGGUGUCCUCACCUACGGACAGCCUGAUCUGCUGUACGAAGAGCUCCUGGAGGAGGGCACUGCGGUCUGGCCGAGCCCCGAGGGCGCCUCGCUCCUGGUGGGGGCCUUUGACGACUCCCGCGUGCGGACGCUGCCGGUGCUGCGGUAUGAGGGCGGCUUCCCUCACCUUCAUACCCUCAGAUAUCCCACAGUGGGGACGGAGCUGCCAGAGGUGCUGCUGUGGCUGUACGACCUCUCGUCCGUCCACUUGCCGCCCACUCGCUACAGGCUCCUGCCGCCGCCCUCCUUCAGGAGCUCGGGCCACUACCUGCUGGGGUGCGGGUGGGCGCAGGAGGACCGCGUGUGGGCCUCGUGGGUCACCGGGGACCUCAGCUCCUCCGCCCUCACCCUCUGCAGCGCCCCCUUCUGGUUCUGCUCCACGGUGCGUGCUGCUCCAUGGUGCGUGGUGCUCCAUGGUGCGUGGUGCUCCACGGUGCGUGCUGCUCCACGGUUCUCCAUGGUGCGCGGUGCUCCACUUUAUAGUUCUGCUCCGCG